CACCAUGCAAAUGGAAACAAAUCGUCAACCAUGGUUCCCAGUGUCUAUAAGAACCUGGUUCCUAAGCCUGUGCCACCUCCAUCCAAGCCCAGUGCGUGGAAAGCUAACAGAAUGGAACACAAAUCAGGAUCCCUUUCCUCUAGCCGGGAGUCUGCUUUUACCAGUCCAAUCUCUGUUACCAAACCAGUAGUACUGGCUGGUGGUAUAGUUCUAAGCUCUCCCAAAGAGAGCCCCGCCAGCACCACUCCUCCAAUUGAGAUCAGCUCCUCUCGCCUGACCAAGUUGACCCGCCGAACUACUGACAGGAAGAGCGAGUUCCUGAAGACACUGAAAGAUGACCGAAACGGAGACUUCUCAGAGAACAGAGACUGUGAGAAGCUAGAGGAUUCAGAGGACAACAGCACACCUGAACCAAAGGAAAAUGGAGAGGAAGGCUGUCAUCAGAAUGGUCUUGCUCUCCCCGUAGAAGAUGAAGGGGAGGUCCUCUCUCACUCUUUGGAAGCAGAGCACAGGUUACUGAAAGCAAUGGGAUGGCAGGAGUAUCCUGAAAAUGAUGAGAAUUGCCUUCCCCUCACAGAGGAUGAGCUCAAAGAGUUCCACAUGAAGACAGAGCAGCUGAGAAGAAAUGGCUUUGGGAAGAAUGGCUUCUUGCAGAGCCGAAGUUCCAGCCUGUUCUCCCCUUGGAGAAGCACUUGUAAAGCAGAGUUUGAAGACUCAGACACAGAAACAAGUAGCAGUGAAACAUCUGAUGACGAUGCCUGGAAGUAGGCGUAUAAAUGCUUACAGUUAAAUCUGACCCAGUAAACUAGCUUGUGUGUUUAGGGGUUAUACAGAAGAAAUCGUUCUUUUCCUUUUCCUUUUCUUAUGUUGUUGAAUACUUCAUGCACAAGGGAAAUAAUCAUAUCCCAAAGAGAGAGCGAGCGAUUGGCUUGUUUAGCUUUUGCUGUUGUUCUUCCCUGUUAUCUGCUUAAUAGAACUUUGUGUGGUGGGAAAGAUUUUAAAAACACACACACGUACACACAGUAUAUAUGGGGCGAUGCACAGGUGGGAGCUGGCAGUGCAGAGAGGAGACACUGGUCUGCAGCAACAGCUUCUACUACCAGCCCUUGGGGCACUCACCCCUGUGCUCAAGCAAUCAUUGUCAAUGACAAAGUGACGAUUGAAGUUAUAAUUGUAUUAAAUUAAUGCUAAUAAUUUGGAUAUUUUAUUUUAUUUCUGGCUGCUCGGGUAACGUUAGCCCUUAACCAAGCAUAUGUGGUUUUUUCCCUUUUUUUUCCUUUCUGGGUACAGCUGUAAAAUAUUUGGAUAUAGGAAAUGUUGUGUUAUUCUUGCAGCCUUGAUAUUCAGGGUGGAUUGUAAAAUAUACAUUUUUGUGAGAUUUCAAAGAUUAAGAUUAUUUUGAUAACAUUAUUUACAGAUUUAAAAGAUGUGGUUAUCACAAGUCUGUUAAGGGGGAAAACUA
Hippopotamus amphibius kiboko is the source of this 1462-nucleotide messenger RNA. Its product is annotated as vasculin-like protein 1. NCBI's taxonomy places the organism in Eukaryota, Metazoa, Chordata, Mammalia, Artiodactyla, Hippopotamidae. The transcript has a single exon. Gene Ontology annotation, molecular function: DNA binding; RNA binding. Gene Ontology annotation, cellular component: nucleus. The record is from RefSeq and is a predicted model, not a curated record. The annotation marks the transcript as partial. Gene Ontology annotation, biological process: DNA-templated transcription; positive regulation of DNA-templated transcription.